Messenger RNA from Rubroshorea leprosula, 1517 nucleotides. NCBI's taxonomy places the organism in Eukaryota, Viridiplantae, Streptophyta, Magnoliopsida, Malvales, Dipterocarpaceae. The record is from the annotation of a GenBank genome assembly.
GAAAAGUGUGUGUCUCUGUUAAGGUUGCAGAGAGAGGGAGAGAGAAACAGAAAGAGAGAGAGACAGGGGGAGCAAAAAUGAACCAAUCUCUAUGACCUUCGCCUUCUCAAAAUCCAAUCUUUAGGGUUUUGAUCCGUUGUUUUGCACCCUAUACAUAAGGUGACAAUAAUGCCAGCAAAACCUGCAAAUGGUGAUCAGCAGUUAGUUCGUGGUGCUCGAACUGUGUUGCAGUCAACUGCCUACUCUGAGCCCUGGUGGCGUGGAGUUGGGACUAAUGCUACCUUAGGUGAAGCUGCUUCAAAAUCAACUUCAGUUGAACAACCUCAUGGUGCAGUUGCAACUGGAGCUUCCCAUUUGCAAUCUAAUGCAGGUGGGAGACAUGGAAAAGAGCAUGAACAUAUAAAGCAUGUCUCAUCCUCAGCACCCCUUACUUUGGGUGAACACCUUGAACCAAAUUCCCAAAUGGAACUGGUUGGUCACUCAAUUGUUUUGACAACAUAUCCAUAUGCAGAUUCGCCGUAUAGUGGGAUAUUGACUUCUUAUGGAUCACAGACAAUGGUACCUCAACAGUUAUAUGGAAUGCAUCAUGCUAGAAUGCCUUUGCCUCUUCAAAUGGAAGAGGAGCCUGUUUAUGUAAAUGCAAAGCAGUAUCAUGGUAUUUUGAGACGAAGAGAGAUACGAGCAAAAGCUGUGCUUGACAAAAAAGCUGUGAAAGUUAGAAAGCCGUAUCUUCAUGAGUCCAGACAUUUACAUGCUAUGAAAAGGGCUAGGGGUUGUGGAGGCCGUUUUCUUAAUACAAAGAAACUUAAUAGUGAUGUUGCCAAUCCAACCUCAGAAAAAUGCAUGAAUGCAGAUGAAAACCUUUCUAGUGGUUCUGCCAACUUAUCUCUAUCUGAACGUUUAGGCACCAAUGGGACUGGAAAUUUGAAAUCCUCUGGCGAUCAUCAAGAAGGAAAUGAGUCAGUCAUCCAAGAUGGGCAUAAAGCUCACACUUUGUCUCAUGGCCACACUAAUGGCCAUGCUAUGUCAUCAAUAUACCGAUCGUCAUCUAAUGAUUGCAAGCAGGGCAAAUUCUUUGGUCAGCAGAGAGAAGUUAUUCAAGGAAAUGGGGCAGCUCGUGGAGCCCCACUACACUAAAAGGAAAUCCGUCUAGAUGGUGUGGCUCCUCCAGCAUUGCUUUGCAGGAAAUGCUGGAGGUAUUUAGCCUUUUCCAUCAUGAAGUGCUGGAAUCCCACUCCCAGAGUGGUGUUUCUCAGGCAAUUCAUUCUUGGCUUUGGUCACUUCUUGUCUCUCUCAGGGUUGUUAGGAGGUGGAGAGUCACAGACGUAGUCUUUCAACUUCUCCUCUAUUUCAUCCCUUUUGUAUAAAAGACUGUUAUAUCAUGUAUCUUCCAAGAUGGAAUAAUCUGUGAAUGUGAAAGUUCUAAACAACCUUAGUUUGAACAUGCAAGAAAGUUUGGAGACUUUUUGUUCGACUAUUUGACUGUGAUUAGGAUUUAAUAAUGUAAAUGGUAUGGU